Molecule: messenger RNA, 231 nt
Organism: Diaporthe citri
Lineage: Eukaryota; Fungi; Ascomycota; Sordariomycetes; Diaporthales; Diaporthaceae
Exons: 2
Coding region: 1-231 (76 amino acids)
Source: RefSeq, a predicted model, not a curated record
AUGCGUUUCUCCGCCAUCGUCUCCGUCGCCGUCACUCUGAUGGGUUUCGCUGCUGCCAGACCCAGGGAGCGCACCACCGAAGUCCGUGACACAUCCGGCAACUACCUGUUCCGCCGCCAAUGUGACUGCAACCGCAUUAUCAACUGCUGCGUCAAUGGCUGCGGUGGUCGUGAGGAGUGCUGCAACACGAUAUGCAUGGACAGGUUCCCCGGCUGCGUCAACGCUUGCUAA